Brassica napus (rape) is the source of this 1021-nucleotide messenger RNA. Its product is annotated as ethylene-responsive transcription factor RAP2-10. Gene Ontology annotation, molecular function: DNA binding; DNA-binding transcription factor activity. The transcript has a single exon. The coding region runs from base 276 to 851 and encodes 191 amino acids. Lineage: Eukaryota; Viridiplantae; Streptophyta; Magnoliopsida; Brassicales; Brassicaceae. Gene Ontology annotation, biological process: regulation of DNA-templated transcription. The record is from RefSeq and is a predicted model, not a curated record.
UGUUAGAGAGAGAGCGAAAAUAAAAGUAAAGAAAAUAUAUAUGCGAAAGUAGUUAAGAGAUUAGUGUCGGUGGUUUUUUGAACUACUCUUAUGCUGUUUCGUGUUCCUCUCAUCUGUUCUUGGCCCACGUGUUCAUCAACCUCCCUCCGCAUGUAAUCGCUUCGCCGUCAAUAUCACAUCUUCUCUAAAUUUUCCUGCUAGUAUUUAACAAGUCUCUAGAUCGGAAAGGAAGUUGAUUCUUUCGGUUUUUCUUGGAAUCUCCGGCGAAAACCCAUAUGGAGACAGCGAUGGAAGGGGCGGCGGCUGUUCCUACUUCGACGGUUGCGGCGGCGGCGGCGGCGAGGAAGAGGGAGAAACCGUAUAAAGGGAUAAGGAUGAGGAAGUGGGGGAAGUGGGUGGCGGAGAUUAGAGAGCCUAACAAACGGUCUAGGAUCUGGCUUGGCUCCUACUCAACUCCCGAGGCGGCGGCGAGAGCUUACGACACGGCGGUGUUCUAUCUCCGAGGGCCGUCUGCUCGGCUUAACUUCCCGGAGCUUUUAGCCGGCGUUACGGUAGCGGGAGGAAACGGUGGUGGGGAUAUGUCGGCGGCUUACAUAAGGAGAAAAGCGGCGGAGGUUGGAGCGCAAGUGGAUGCGUUAGAAGCGGCGGGAGGCAAUCGUCAUCACCAUCAUCAACAGUAUCAACGUGGUAAUCAUGAUUACGUGGAUGAUGAUCAUAGUGUUAAUCAUAGUAAUUAUCGUCUUAACGAUGGUCAGCAUGAGUGUAGUAGUAAGGAUAAGAGGUGUAACGGGUCAUGGGAAGCAGUCGAUUUGAACAAACUACCCGACCCGGAAACUUCAGAUGACGAUUAGGAAAGGAAUCCACCCAAAAAACACAAAACGUUGUAGAAGUAAGAUUUUUAGAGAAUGUUUUGUCUUUACGAUGCGCGGAGGUUGCUAACAUGCACCUCUUUACCGAGUCUGUGAUUAGAUUUUACUACUACUAGUGUAAUGGUAUGUUUCUAUAAAUAGUUUUCACUCAA